This is a messenger RNA of Hydractinia symbiolongicarpus, 3727 nucleotides long. RefSeq names its product centrosome and spindle pole-associated protein 1-like. The record is from RefSeq and is a predicted model, not a curated record. The transcript is spliced from 33 exons. Gene Ontology annotation, biological process: positive regulation of cytokinesis. Lineage: Eukaryota; Metazoa; Cnidaria; Hydrozoa; Anthoathecata; Hydractiniidae. Gene Ontology annotation, cellular component: spindle pole; microtubule; centrosome. Bases 93 to 3257 code for a protein of 1054 amino acids.
UAUUUUAAUGCUUCUUUAUUUUUAGAAAUAAAAAAAUAUAUAUUUUUUAGAAACAGUAGAUAUUACUAUGUUAAUGUAUUACGAAAUUACAAAUGAUGCAACUGGAAAAUGACCUGAAAAAUAUUGAAAAUGAUUUAUCUGUUUUUCUAAAAUCAAAGAAAGCAAAUUUGGUAAAAGAUCGACUUGAACUUCAAAAAAAAUCCCCUUUAUUGGAUAUUGCUUUUAAUUCACAAGAAUUUGAUAAAAGAUCGGCAAUAGUAAACAUGAGGGCUGACAGAAAUGAAGUCAAUAAACUACAGUCAAAAAGUGAAGGUUUAUCCUUGAAUUUUGGUGGAUAUGAAAACAAGCAAGAAAAAUUACGUGCAGAAAGACAAAAAGAAUACAGAGAUUUCCUAGCAGAGCAAAACUUAAGGACACGGGCAAGGAAUGAAAUUCAGGUUGAUGACAAUAGAAACCAGGUAGCAGAAAGAUAUGACAGACGAAAGGAAUACAGAUCUGAUAUUGAUAAAGAAUAUGACGAUUUUUUAAAGAGAAAGCAGAAAGAGGAAAAGGCGUACAGAGUUCAAUUUAGUGACCUUGAAGCGACCAAUCAGACCUCGAAAAAGAAAGUUAUUGAAUUCGACAGUGACGAAGAAGAACUCUUUAAGUUUGUAACACGUGCUAAGCAGAAGAGACAACAAAGUGCAGAUGCAGCGCCACGAAAACAUGAAUCAUCGAUCUUAAAAGAUUUAUCUCUAAAAGAGCGUUCCAACUCUGUGCCACCUGAGCUGCCAGCAGUGUUUGGCGGUUCGAGCCGAACCUCUUUAGUAAAGGAACGCAAUAAAAAAUAUCAAAAAGAACUUGAAGAACAGAUAAAAGAGAGGGAGCUUUUGAAAGCCAAAGAGAAGUUAAAAAGACUGGGGAGAGUAACUUCAGAUAUCGACAUUACCGAAAUCGAGAUUACAAAAGAUAAAAAAUAUAGUCUUCCGGUUAAAAAGAUGAUCAACGAAAGAUCUGACAAAGCUGACCAACCAUCACAAUCAACAAACUAUCCUCCUACGCAAAAUGUGCCCCCUCUGAACCCGUAUACAAUGUUUAUGAAUCCUAAUCCUUACCCUACAAACCCAAUGCUUACUCCUAUGAUGACUAAUAUGCCACAAUUUGGAUGGAAUAAUUACGGUGCUAUGGGUGGGGCAGGUAUGAACGGGAAUGGAAUGAUGGGGUUCUUUCCACAACCAGGACAAGUUGAUGCGUAUAAACAAGACCAGGAAAAGUUUUUAGCACCAACUCAUAUCACAGGUGAAAAACCAACAGAUGCCGUUAAUAUUCCUAAACGUCCAAACGUUCAACCACCAGGAGGUGUGUCAGUGGGAAUGUUUGGUCAGUCAACAGGGCCUAGCGAUUUGUCACUGAAAAAAGCGAAACAGCAGGAGUAUCAAGAGGAGUUGAAAAGACAAAUGGAAGAAAAGCGACAAAAAGCUGAUCAAGAGAAAGCCGCACUGGAAAGGUACGAAAGAAAGAUGGAAGAAGAAAUUGCAACGUACAAUCCUUGGGGUAAAGGCGGUGGUGGUGCCCCAAUGAGGACGCAAGAUGGAAAGAUAAUGGCUGAUCUGCGAAAGCUUCGUAACCCUAACGAUGUUACACAAACACAUGAUCAUGCGGGCGUUAAUUCGGGCGUUGUCGCUCCCAACCUUGAAAAUGAUGGUUUUGAAAUAAGUCCUUUGAUGAAAGCGUUGGAAGCCUCUCAGAGUAAUUACCAACCUGGGAUUAGUGGUCUCAGCAACAAUGGUAACGUGAAUGGCAUCCUCAACAACAGUGGUAACAUGGGUGGUAAUCUCAACAACAGUGGUAAUAUGAGUGGCAAUCUUAACAACAGUGGUAAUCUCAACAAUAAAUUUUCACCUUCUUAUGCAAGAGGAGCUGCACUAAAAGAACUGCAGGGUGUAAACAAGAGUCCCAGAGACAAACUUGAAAUAAACGAAUAUAAAAGUUUCUUGCAGCAACAGAUUGAUGAAAAGAAGAGGAAAGAAGAGGAAUUGAAAGAGCAGGCUCGUUUAGAGGAAGAGAAGGAGAAUCGAAGAAUUGCGGAGCAACAAAGAAAAAUACAAGAAGAGUAUGAAAUAGAAAAAGAAAAACAGCGCAAGAAAGAAGAAGAGAUUCGCGAGCAAAAUGACCAGCUCAGGCUACUGGCAGAACGAAAAAAGUAUGAAAAGGAAAAGGAGAAGAAAGAAAUUGCGGAAGAAUAUGAUAAACAAGUACAAAAAGAAGCUGAGAUAAAACUGACGAGUAGAAACGAAGAAUAUUCUCCACAAAUAUUUCAACAAGAAAGAUCGAAUUCUCCUCCCGUACCAGCGAUAGCCAAGGGAAAGAAUAAACGGCAUCGUGUAAAGAAAUCUGGUACUUCAAGAAAAAAACAAGAUAUGAACCAAGAGGGAAUGGAAUAUCUUCAAGCCGUACGAACUAGUCUGGAACAUGAGAAACAAGGUGAUAUUAAUCGAGCUAACAUGGAGCAGCAGAAACAUCUCAUUCGUCAGCUAUCAGCUUUACGAAACCAGUUGCAGAAACAAGAGGUGAAAAUCGAAACUGAGUUGAAGAAAAAUCAGGUCAAAUAUUCUGAGCUUGCCACAAAUAACCAGGAAAAGAGUUAUCACUCAAAACCACAUACCAAGGAUGUAUUUGAGAAACUGGUGAACAAAAGUCCUGGAAGAGAAAAAAAAGUUGAAAUUGACAGGUUGAAAUUAGAAGAUAUAUCACCAGACUACUCUUCUGACUCUGAUCACAAAACAUUUGAUGCUCAACAGCGGGAAUACAUGAGACAACAAGAGAUGCGUUUGAAAGCGUUGAGAAAAAACGUGGAAGAAAAAUGUCCUCAAACCAGACCAGAACUUCAGACCGCCGAAAGCAAAAGAUCGUUACUUGAUUCCGACAGCAAAUUUAUAUCAAUGCAUAGCAACGCCGUCGUCGUGCCGCACGAUGACAACCGUCAUAUCGAUGCACGUGCUAGGAGAAGGAUGAAGGAAAAGAAUUAUAGCGAUGUUACACAGGAUUAUUUCGGUACACAGCCCAAUGAUGACACGUCAUCGAUUCGUACAUUUCAAGUUGAGGAUUUAGCUCGAAAAAACGAAAAAAGAUUGCAGAAGCUUCGUGCGAAAAAAGAAGACGACGAGGACGAGGAUGCUGACCAUAUUAUUCGUAACUUUAUGCGCAACGAAAGACAUGAGCGUGAUCCUAGUGAAGUCAGUUUAACUGCCGAUACAUAUUUCACUGGCUUUAAAUGAUAUAUUUCUCACUGUAUUGACAAUGAGAGACUCUCAGAAUAUAAAAAUACCACAAGGCGGAAUCUCGGUCAACCGGAGGUCCCGGGUUUUCCAUUUAUUUUGCAGAAUGCUCUACUAUUUCAAAACGAGUCAGGACGGUAAUGAAGAGAUCAAAGUAUUGAAUGAAUAAUAAUUAUCGCGUAUAAGAACUUUUUAUAAUUCAAAAAAUAAAAUAAAUUGUAUUAUAUCAUGUACAUUAAGCUGUUGUAAAGAAAUUUAUUUACAAAAUGUUGUAUUUGAGAUAUCUUAAUAAAAUGUAUUUAACGAAAUAUUCCACGCUUAAGUGGUAAUCGCGUAAGGGAAAAGUUUGAGAUUUUAACGCAUCCACUGACAAGUCUCCGUCAUAUUAACCAGAAAAAUAGACUGCUAAUGGUCUGCUAACUGUAUUCAAUUUGAAGACUUUUGACCUUUUUCUCAUUUAAUUUUUUUUA